AUGCCUCACGACUCUGCUGCAGCAGCGCCGCGCGAUGCCGCAGCGGGGGCCCCCGCUGCGGCUGCUGCUGCUGCUGCUGCUGCUGCUGCUGAUGCUUUUAAAGCUGCGGCCGCUCCGCUCGCAGGAGCAGCGCAGCCCAUUGCAGCAGCAGUACCAACAGCUGCAGCACCGGCUGCAGCAGCACCUGAAGCAGCAGUAGAUGCUUCCAUUCCAGCAGCAGCAGCAGCUUCCGCAGCAGCAGCAGCAGCAGCUACGCGGCCAACGGAGGGGCAGCCUCUGCUGCUUGGGGUGCAUGCAGAGCCCAGUGCCCACAUCUUAGCAGCGGCUCCAGCUGUUCCUGCUGCAGCAGCUCCUGCUGUUCCUGCUGCAGCAGCUCCUGCUGUUCCUGCUGCAGCAGCUCCUGCAGCAGCAGCUCCUGCAGCAGCCCCAACUGUAGCAGCACCAGCUGCAGCAGUACCUGCUGCAGCAGUACCAGCUGCAGCAGUACCUGCUGCAGCAGUACCUGCUGCAGCAGUACCGAGUGCAGCGGCGCCAGUUGCAGCAGCACCAGCUGUGACAGCAGCAACUCCAGCAGCGCCAGCUGCAGCAGCACCAGUUGCAGCAGCACCAGUUGCAGCAGCACCAGUUGCAGCAACACCAGUUGCAGCAGCACCAGUUGCAGCAGCACCAGUUGCAGCAGCAUCACCUACAGGGGCAGCAUGCGCGGCAGCACCAAGUGCCGCAGCACCGGGCGCAGGAGCAGCAGCAGCAGGGGCUGCAGGGUUUGCAGCCCCAGCAGCAGGGGGGCCUGCAGCAACAGCAGCAGCAGCAGCAGCAGAACUGAGUCAGCGUUUUGCUCUGUUUGGUGCUGCAGUUGCUUCAGCCCAGAGGGGCCUCCAGGGCCUCUUUGCUUUCGACAGCAGCAGCGGCGAGAAGG
Molecule: messenger RNA, 916 nt
Organism: Eimeria tenella
Lineage: Eukaryota; Apicomplexa; Conoidasida; Eucoccidiorida; Eimeriidae
Exons: 1
Biological process (GO): translation
Cellular component (GO): ribosome
Molecular function (GO): structural constituent of ribosome
Source: RefSeq, a predicted model, not a curated record